Messenger RNA from Phyllostomus hastatus (greater spear-nosed bat), 1586 nucleotides. It is a transcript of the gene AGPAT5, whose product is annotated as 1-acylglycerol-3-phosphate O-acyltransferase 5. NCBI's taxonomy places the organism in Eukaryota, Metazoa, Chordata, Mammalia, Chiroptera, Phyllostomidae. Bases 167 to 1468 code for a protein of 433 amino acids. Gene Ontology annotation, molecular function: acyltransferase activity. Gene Ontology annotation, cellular component: endomembrane system; mitochondrion. The transcript has 8 exons. The record is from RefSeq and is a predicted model, not a curated record.
GACGGGGGCGCGGGGUGACGGGAUAGGGUCAUGGGGUGUGAUCGCCCCUGAGCCACCGGCCCCGGAGGGCGGCGGCGUGCCCUUGCCCGCGGCCGCGAGCAGCACGCGCGGCCCCGCACUCGCCGGUCCGGCCGCCCGCCCAGCCUCGGCGGCGGCGGCGCGGCCCAUGCGGCUGGGGGCGGAGGCCCGCGCGGGCGGGGCGUCUCAGGUGCGGCCGGCGGCGGCCCGGGGCCGCGGCGGCGGCGCGGGGGGCGGCGGCGGCGGGGCCGGGCGCGGCCCGGUGAUUGGCCGCGGGCCGCGGGGCGUCCGGAGGCGGCCGGGCGGGGCGGGGCGGGGCCGGCGGAGCGGUCGGCGCGCGCGGGCCGGGAGGAUGCUGCUGUCCCUGGUGCUCCAUAUGUACUCGCUGCGCUGCGUGCUGCCGGCCGCCGUGCUGCUGGGCACGGCGCCCACCUACGUGCUGGCCUGGGGGGCCUGGCGGCUGCUGUCCGCCCUGCUGCCCGCGCGCUUCUACCAGGCGGUGGACGACCGGCUCUACUGCGUCUACCAGAGCAUGGUGCUCUUCUUCUUCGAGAACUACACCGGCGUGCAGAUAUUGCUAUAUGGAGAUUUGCCAAAAAAUAAAGAAAAUAUAAUAUAUUUAGCAAAUCAUCAAUGCACAGUGGACUGGAUCGUGGCGGACAUUCUGGCCGUGCGGCAGGGCGCGCUCGGGCACGUGCGCUACGUGCUGAAGGACGGGCUGAAGUGGCUCCCACUGUACGGCUGCUACUUCUCGCAGCACGGCGGAGUCUACGUCAGGAGGAGCGCCAAGUUCAACGAGAAGGAGAUGAGGAAGAAGCUGCAGAGCUACACCCGCGCCGGCACCCCGAUGUACCUUGUGAUUUUCCCGGAGGGGACGCGGUACAACCCGGAGCUGACGAAGGUCAUCUCGGCCAGCCAGGCGUUCGCGGCUCAGCAAGGCCUGGCGGUGCUGCAGCACGUGCUGACGCCGCGCGUGAAGGCCACCCACGUUGCCUUUGACUCCAUGAAGGACUACUUGGACGCGGUGUAUGACGUGACGGUGGCUUUCGAAGGGACCGUGGACGGGAAAGGGCAGCGGAAGGAAGCUCCGUCCAUGAUCGAAUUUCUCUGCAAAGAAUGUCCAAAAAUCCACAUUCACAUCGCCCGCAUAGACAAAAAGGACGUCCCGGAGGAACAAGUGUACCUGAGAAGGUGGCUUCACGAGCGCUUCGAAAUCAAAGACAGGUUGCUCAUAGAGUUCUACGACUCGCUGGACCCGGAGAGGAGGAACAAGUUUCCCGGGAAAAGUGUCCAUUCGAAGCUGAGUCUCAUGAAGACGCUGCCGUCACUGCUGAUCCUGAGCGGCCUGACUGCCGGCCUGCUGGUGACCGAGACGGGGCGCAGGCUGUACGUGAAGACCUGGGUCUACGGCACCCUCAUCGGCUGCUUGUGGGUCAGCAUCAAAGCGUAGGACUGCCCCCGGCCGCGGGCCGUGCGCGCUGGUGGUCGUGGGCGGCCGCGCGUGCACACCCCGUGUCCGAAUUUGCCCAGACGUGUGAAUAAAGCCUUACUGAUUGAACACACGGUCA